AUGCCGAGCCGCCCCACGCGCUGCCCGACGCUCACCAUCAUGAGCACCGCGGCCGCGGGCGACGCCAGCACGGACGCGCCGUGCAUCACGCUUCCGAGUCCGUCGUCCGUGGCGUUGCUGCAGACGACGUACAUAUCGGUGCUGGGCAAGACAGCGGACAACGAGGCCACGCUGUGUACAAAGUGCCACCAAGACAUGCGUCUUGACGUCGGGCGCAAGCGGUGGCGCUGUGGCGGCACCAAGUGUCGCACCGAGCGCAGUCUGAUCAAAGGCACGUUCUUCAGCAAGUGCAAGCUGCCACUGCGCAAGGCUAUCACCCUUAACCGCAAAGAUGAACUGCAGCAGCAGCGGUUCAAGAUCAAUUGGUGGUAG
Phytophthora sojae is the source of this 372-nucleotide messenger RNA. RefSeq lists its product as hypothetical. The record is from RefSeq and is a predicted model, not a curated record. NCBI's taxonomy places the organism in Eukaryota, Oomycota, Peronosporomycetes, Peronosporales, Peronosporaceae. The transcript is spliced from 3 exons. The coding region runs from base 1 to 372 and encodes 123 amino acids.